AUGUCUUACCUUCCAGAGCUCCCUGACUACGUGCCAGGAUCUGUUCUCAUCGUCUGCCUAUGCCUGCCGACGGCCGAUGAUGGCCGGAAACGGCUCGAUGAUGAGCUGCAGCGCUAUUUCGGGAAGCGGGAGCGGAAGACCAAAAAGAUACCCGGUCUAGAAGUUGUGUCCGUCAUCAGUUGCAACGGGCAGACAAGGCUAGACAAAGCGCAGAGCGACGCGUCCAUGGCUGAGCUUUUUGCUGCGGGGCGAAUGGCAAGAGAGAAGGGGUGGGCCAGUGUGGGCAUCGUCGAUAACCUUACCUACCGGGUACUAUGCGGCCAGUAUCUGCCUGGCGAGAACCCCAUGGAGACUUCAAUGGUCGUUCUGCAGACAGUCGAAAACGCCGAGAUCAAAGCGACCCGCUUCCCACUACCAACAGCUCUGUAUAUCCUGAGGAGUGGCAAACAAAUCGCCGUCAGACCGAGCAUUACGCGUUCCGAGUGUCAAAGCAUCUAUAGCUAUUACACAGACCUCUAUUCCCGCUUCAGCAUCACCCUGCAUGAUUGGAACCUUCCUCUCUUUCAAAACGACUCCGUCCGCUCGCACGCAUACGCCAAGACGGUUGACCGCGUCCUUUCCCUCAAGCCCUCGCUCCCCGCCGAGAUCAUCAACGCCAUCAGAGCCGAACUGGAUGCCCCCGAACCGCUCGAGUCUCUCACCGAAGCUCCCAUCCUUUUGAAAAACGACAAAAACACGCUCGAAUUUCAUGCCUUGGUCCCCUUUGCCGACAUGGCUGCCUCGACGGCUGCUCUGAACGACAUGGUCCGCGCAGUCAAUCCCGACAUGACGGCCGUGAUCUAUCCCUGGAAGGCGAGCUUCCUGCCCGCCACGCGCCGCGACUUCUGGCGCCUCUGGCAGCGCAUCCUGCUGUCUGACGACGACCCGAACUACCCCGUCGCGCUCUUUCUCGACACCGACCCUGCCACGGGAAACAGGUACGACGACAACGGCGGCAGCAAGAAGAAUAAGAAGAAAGAGAAGAAGGAAAAGAAGGAAAAGAAGGAAAAGAAGGAAAAGAAGGAAAAGAAGGAAAAGAAGGA
Messenger RNA from Lasiodiplodia theobromae, 1082 nucleotides. RefSeq lists its product as uncharacterized. Lineage: Eukaryota; Fungi; Ascomycota; Dothideomycetes; Botryosphaeriales; Botryosphaeriaceae. The record is from RefSeq and is a predicted model, not a curated record. The transcript is spliced from 2 exons. The annotation marks the transcript as partial.